This is a messenger RNA of Mesoplodon densirostris (Blainville's beaked whale), 2043 nucleotides long. It is a transcript of the gene TP63, whose product is annotated as tumor protein p63. The coding region runs from base 1 to 2043 and encodes 680 amino acids. The record is from RefSeq and is a predicted model, not a curated record. Gene Ontology annotation, molecular function: RNA polymerase II cis-regulatory region sequence-specific DNA binding; DNA-binding transcription factor activity, RNA polymerase II-specific; protein binding. Lineage: Eukaryota; Metazoa; Chordata; Mammalia; Artiodactyla; Ziphiidae. Gene Ontology annotation, cellular component: nucleus. Gene Ontology annotation, biological process: regulation of transcription by RNA polymerase II; apoptotic process; protein tetramerization. The transcript has 14 exons.
AUGAAUUUUGAAACUUCACGGUGUGCCACCCUACAGUACUGUCCCGACCCUUACAUCCAGCGGUUUGUAGAAACCCCAGCCCAUUUCUCUUGGAAAGAAAGUUAUUACCGAUCCACUAUGUCCCAGAGCACACAGACAAGUGAAUUCCUCAGUCCAGAGGUUUUCCAGCACAUCUGGGAUUUUCUGGAACAGCCCAUCUGUUCAGUUCAGCCCAUUGACUUGAACUUUGUGGAUGAACCAUCAGAAAAUGGUGCAACAAACAAGAUCGAGAUUAGCAUGGACUGUAUUCGCAUGCAGGACUCAGACCUCAGUGACCCCAUGUGGCCACAGUACACGAACCUGGGGCUCCUGAACAGCAUGGACCAGCAGAUCCAGAACGGCUCCUCGUCCACCAGUCCCUACAACACAGACCACGCGCAGAACAGCGUCACGGCGCCCUCGCCCUACGCACAGCCCAGCUCCACCUUCGACGCCCUCUCACCUUCGCCCGCCAUCCCCUCCAACACCGACUACCCGGGCCCACACAGCUUUGACGUGUCCUUCCAGCAGUCCAGCACCGCCAAGUCCGCCACCUGGACGUAUUCCACUGAACUGAAGAAACUGUACUGCCAGAUUGCAAAGACAUGCCCCAUCCAGAUCAAAGUGAUGACCCCACCUCCUCAGGGCGCUGUCAUCCGUGCCAUGCCUGUCUACAAGAAGGCCGAGCAUGUCACUGAAGUGGUGAAAAGGUGCCCCAACCAUGAGCUGAGCCGUGAAUUCAAUGAGGGACAGAUCGCCCCUCCUAGUCAUUUGAUUCGAGUAGAAGGGAACAGCCAUGCCCAGUACGUAGAAGACCCCAUCACAGGAAGACAGAGUGUGCUCGUACCUUAUGAGCCACCUCAGGUUGGCACUGAAUUCACGACAGUCUUGUACAAUUUCAUGUGUAACAGCAGUUGUGUUGGAGGGAUGAACCGCCGUCCAAUUUUAAUCAUCGUUACUCUGGAAACCAGAGAUGGGCAAGUCCUGGGCCGCCGCUGUUUUGAGGCCCGGAUCUGUGCUUGCCCAGGGAGAGAUAGGAAGGCAGAUGAAGACAGUAUCAGAAAGCAGCAAGUCUCGGACAGCACAAAGAACGGUGAUGGUACGAAGCGCCCUUUUCGUCAAAAUACACAUGGUAUCCAGAUGACAUCCAUCAAGAAACGAAGAUCCCCAGAUGAUGAACUGCUAUACUUACCAGUGAGGGGCCGUGAGACUUAUGAAAUGCUGCUGAAGAUCAAAGAAUCCCUGGAACUCAUGCAGUACCUUCCUCAGCACACGAUUGAAACAUACAGGCAGCAGCAGCAACAGCAACACCAGCAUUUACUUCAGAAACAGACCUCGAUGCAGUCUCAGUCUUCCUACGGGAACAGCUCCCCACCUCUGAACAAAAUGAACAGCAUGAACAAGCUGCCUUCCGUGAGCCAGCUUAUCAACCCUCAGCAGCGCAACACCCUCACUCCCACCACCAUUCCCGAUGGCAUGGGAGCCAACAUUCCUAUGAUGGGCACCCACAUGCCAAUGGCUGGAGACAUGAAUGGACUCAGCCCCACCCAGGCCCUCCCUCCCCCUCUCUCCAUGCCAUCCACCUCCCACUGCACUCCCCCACCUCCGUACCCCACAGAUUGCAGCCUUGUCAGUUUCUUAGCGAGGUUGGGCUGUUCAUCAUGUCUGGACUAUUUCACGACCCAGGGGCUGACCACCAUCUAUCAGAUUGAGCAUUACUCCAUGGAUGAUUUGGCAAGUCUAAAAAUCCCUGAGCAAUUCCGACAUGCCAUCUGGAAAGGCAUCCUGGACCACCGGCAGCUCCACGACUUCUCGUCCCCUCCCCACCUCCUGCGGACCCCAAGUGGUGCCUCCACAGUCAGUGUGGGCUCCAGUGAGACCCGGGGCGAGCGUGUAAUUGACGCUGUGCGCUUCACCCUCCGCCAGACCAUCUCCUUCCCACCUCGCGAUGAGUGGAAUGACUUCAACUUUGACAUGGAUGCUCGUCGCAACAAGCAACAGCGCAUCAAAGAGGAGGGGGAGUGA